ACUUUGUGAUGAUUAAAUUCAUUUUUCCUAACUGGCAUUUGGAUCUUCACAUGAGGCGUUAUCCAUGCCGCAUUAAGCUAUAAUGAAUUCUUUCUCUUAUCGACUUCCAUUUUCCUUAUUUUUUCUUCCGCAACUGCGCUCCAACCCAAAUCUUGCAGAAAUCUCCACUAAAACCUUAAGAAUGAUUAAGAUUAAACGUUUCACUUCCCUGUUCCUGAUAAGGCUCAUCCAUGCAUUUAGUGGCCUCUCCGGCUUUCCCUAUAAAAUCUCCGAGCCGAAUCAAAACACUAUCAGUUCCGCCAGUCGCACAGGAACCUUUACAGCAGCAGAACAUGGAUGGUGCAGGACCUUCUCAGCCGAAGAGGCAGAAGCUGUAGCUAUGCUCAAGGCAACGCAAUGGGCCGACAGACACAAUAUUCAAAACUUGAUAAUAAAAAGAGAUAAUCAAGCUACAAUAUCGUAUCUGCAAGGAAAGACAAAUUCAGUGAAAUGGCAAUGCAUAGCAGUUUUAGAAGAAGUUAAGGUUGUAGCAGCUAAACUAGUUUCUUUUAAAGGUUUCCAGUAUGUGGAUAGAAGAGCUAACAACAAGGUGGCAGACUUGUUGGCAAAGGAUGGGAGAAGAUCAAAAAAUACAGCUUUUUGGUCUGAUCAAGCUCCCAACUUUUUAUUUCCCGCAAUAGCUUUUGACACUGUCAAAGCUUAUGAAUUAUGUAACUCUAAUGAGACUACCUUUGUAUCUUGUUCUGCCAUUGUUAAUCCAACAAAUUCAGUCAUUCGAAGAGCAACUCAACAUAAGUUAGUCUCAGAAGAGUCUGAAUUAGCAGAUUAA
Papaver somniferum (opium poppy) is the source of this 829-nucleotide messenger RNA. RefSeq lists its product as uncharacterized. The coding region runs from base 83 to 829 and encodes 248 amino acids. The record is from RefSeq and is a predicted model, not a curated record. Gene Ontology annotation, molecular function: RNA-DNA hybrid ribonuclease activity; nucleic acid binding. NCBI's taxonomy places the organism in Eukaryota, Viridiplantae, Streptophyta, Magnoliopsida, Ranunculales, Papaveraceae. The transcript is spliced from 2 exons.